Messenger RNA from Patiria miniata (bat star), 536 nucleotides. Its product is annotated as tolloid-like protein 1. The record is from RefSeq and is a predicted model, not a curated record. Bases 6 to 536 code for a protein of 176 amino acids. NCBI's taxonomy places the organism in Eukaryota, Metazoa, Echinodermata, Asteroidea, Valvatida, Asterinidae. Gene Ontology annotation, biological process: negative regulation of inflammatory response. The transcript has 3 exons.
ACGCCAUGGGCAAGAUGAAUCGCCUCUUCGUUCUGCUUCUAGCGGUGUUCAUCGCUGGAAAUGACUGUGCCUUCCCUAAUGACGACACGAACGACAUAAAGAACGAAAAGAACAUUCCAGACGAAGCAGUGUUCAGAGAGAACCGUGCCACUAAUCGAACUGCAUAUAUAAGUGCAGAGAGUAAUUACACCAUAACCUCUAAAUGGUACCCAUACUACGCUUAUCCCAACAAUGCUGAUGACGUCUGGUAUCUUCAGACUGACAAAGGUCGUAGAAUCCAGCUCACAUUCGUUACCUUUCGACUCGACUACCUGGGGAACGACUACCUGAAGGGGGGCGAUGGUGAAGACGCAUCCACAGCGCAGCUCUUUUCCCUAUCUGGGAGCGUGAUACCAACUGACAAGGUUUCAUCAGGAAACAAGAUGUGGCUGAGGUUCACUUCAGAUGACAGUGUCAGCUCUGCAGGGUUCAAAAUUGUCGCUCAAAGCGUCUCAAUGACAGGUACUUACAUCUGGUAUGACCAGAUCUAUCCUUGA